AGGUUUUAAUUUUUUCCUUUUGGAAUGCAUGCGUUUUUACAUCUUCAUUGAUUUAUUCUGGCUGGGAAGGGGGGCUGUUUGCCAUUCUUUCCAUAAAUUGCACUUUCCAGGGGGUGUCUGUUGAAUGUCACCAUUGUUCUCUGUCUCAGGCAGGAAAGGGUGCUCCGAGUUGGGCGGGUUUUUUAUUUUUGGCUGUUUUUGUUGAUACCACAAUCUCUCACUAGAGCCAUAUUUAACGUCAUUUUCUUGCCAGAUUCCACCUUACACAUUUAACUGGAUCUUUUUUAUGCAGAUUAAGGGCUGACUGACGUUAUCUUUGCCACCUCUCAAUCCCCAUGCGCAGAAACCCAGAGUCCUGUUCCUGGUGAAAGGACCUCUGUUGCUCCCUCCCUCCUUCCCUCCCUCCUUUUCUCUCCUGCAGCUGCUGGAAAUUCAAAUCCUUUCUCCAGGCAGCCCUGGCCUUCCUAACUAGUGCUAAAAAUACUGUGCCAGGGUGGCAGUUACCAGUGCUUGAGCCUACGUCUACCCUGAGCAUUCCUGACACAGCUGCAGGAGUUAAAAACGCCGGGGUUUUGGGAUUCCCAGAGCUUGGCCUGCCCCCACACAGCUCCACAACCCUUUGUGGUACUUCAGAGGACCGGAAAACACUGGGAAAAGAAACCCCAAACAAACAGAUAAAAAAAGAGGAGAAAAAAAAAAAAAAAGGCUUGGUGGGUAAAGGCAAAACUGUUUCCUUGCUGGGGAAAAGAGUCCCAAGUUCUGUGUUAUAAAUUGGGAAGUGGUCCCAAAAUGCUCCUGGGGUUUAGUGCAAGGGUCAGGGCUGGGCCCAGAGCUGCUGGUGCUUGUUUGUCCUUUUCUGCUUGUCCUUGGGAAAUGCUCCUGGGAUUUAGUGCAAGGGUCAGGGCAGAGCCCAGAGCUGCUGGUGCUUGUUUGUCCCUUCCUGCUUGUCCUCGGGAAACGAUCCCUAAAGUGGGCUUGGGGUUUAGUGCAGGUUCAAGGCAGAGCCCAGAGCUGCUGCUUCUCCUUUUCCCCUUCCUGCUUGUCCGUGGGCAAGGGUGGAAGUUGGGUCAUGCUCUGUUUUCCAAGCCGAGUGCACACCAGGAAUCUGCUGGGAUCUCUGGAGCUGGGGCAGAGCUGUGCCGUGGAGUUCUGUGAUUCCCACUGUUCCAGGGAUUGGGAAUAGCUGGAGUUCUCCAGUCCUUGAGGACGAGCCCGAGUGACUCCGGGUAUUGCUGGGAGCAGAGUUUUUCCAGCUUGGAGUUCUCCUCAUCCUCUCACCAGCUGUUCCCACCAGUACAACCAGUUGUGACACUGGGAGGAUGGAGAGCUGGAAGACGGGGAAAUAGAUGAUGCAGCCUAUGAAGAUGUGAAGGAACACGGCUCAAAAGGGGAGGAUAAGCAGAAAAAUGAGAAAGGCCACCGGAAAUCCCGGAAAAAACGCAAAAAAGAGAAGGAAAAGAAAAAAUCCAAAAGGAGAAGACGGGACAAACAUAAGCAUAACUCCCCUUCCAGCGAUGACAGUUCCGACUACAGCCACGACUCCGACAUGGAGCGCACGGAAAGGCCCCACAAAAAAAGCAGCAGCUCUUCCUACAGGGAUUAUGAUUCCUCCUUCAGUCAGCAUGGCCACGUGUCAGGGAAUUACAUGAGUUCCCAGAAGAUGCAGCAUAAAAAAAAUGUCAAAAGUAAGGAAUAUGACAACUACAGUCAUUACAGUGAUGAAAACUUUGGCAAUUACAACGAGGAGGAAAAGGAUGAGGAUUUUGCUGACCAGCUCAAACAGUACAGACAAGCUAAAGAGACUUCCAGUGGGGAUUUGGGACCUCCAUUCCCAAAGGAACCAGUGAAGAAGCAGGGCAUGAAAGGGAUCCAGAAAGGCAUUUCCCAACGAGGGAACAACUACAACAUUGGAAGAGGGCGUGGAAUGCAGAAGAAACUGAAGCGCAAAGAUCGCGGGAGGGGCAGAGGCGGCAAUAAAGGAUCCGAUGGCUUCCAUGAGGAUGGCAAACCAGUGAAGAAAUGGGUUAAUAUGAGCCAGGAGUUCAUCAACCAGCACACGGUGGAGCACAAGGGCAAGCAGAUCUGUAAAUAUUUCCUCGAAGGGAGGUGCAUCAAGGGAGAACAGUGUAAAUUUGAUCAUGAUGCAGAGAUUGAAAAGAAGAAAGAAAUCUGUAAGUUUUACAUCCAGGGUUACUGCACCAAAGGAGAGAACUGCAUUUAUUUGCACAAUGAAUUCCCCUGCAAGUUCUACCACACAGGAGCAAAGUGUUAUCAAGGAGAUAAAUGCAAAUUCUCUCACGCGCCCCUGACUGCGGAAACCAAGGAGCUGUUGGAUAAGGUUCUGAAUAAUGAGGAGGAACCCCAGAAUGAAGAUGAGAAGGAGCUGGAGGAACUCCGGAAGCGGGGCAUUGUUCCUCUCCCCAAACCCCCACCGGGGGUCGGACUCCUGCCAACCCCCCCGGAGCAAUAUCCCUUCUCCGAGUCCGACAUGGAAAAUUACCAGGAUCCUUCAGGAGAUUAUAAGAAAAUCCCAUCUCUUUUUGAAAUCGUCGUGAAGCCCACGGUGGACUUGGCACACAAAAUUGGGAAGAAGCCGCCGACCUUCUACAACAGCGCGUCCCCGCCGCGGCCGCCGUUCCAGGGCAACGACCCACAUUCCCAGCACAUGUACAAUCCAGGCUCCAGCCCAGGGCCGGGUCCUGGCAUGUCCCAGGGACACAACGGGCCCCCGAUGCACCCCGGUUCUCCCGGGCACCAUCCCUGCGGGGGCCCCCAGGGGCCGGGAAUGCCGCAGAGCCCCCCCAUGCAGGGCGUUCCCCCGGGAUACAUGGGCCCGCAGAACCAGACUGGAAUGCCCAUGCAGGGCCAGCAAGGUGGGCCACCCCUCACCCCCCCGGGGAUGGGGGGAUCCUACAAUUCCCCCGGAGUGCAGGGACACAUGGUGAACAUGCCAAGGGACAAUCACUGUCCCCCGGGGCCGCAGUACCAGCAGAUGCCCGGGGAGUACGAGCCCAUGCAGAACCCGGCCGACUUCUACGACAACUAUUAUUCCCACCAAGCUGUGCACAACUUCCAGCCAGCCAAUAAUUCCGGAGAUGGAGCGUGGCACGGAGAGUUUGCGGAUCACCAGGCUCACCUCAUGGCUCCGGAGUCGCAUCCGGGCGGGAGCGAGUCGGACUGCAUAGGUGGCCACAUGGGCCACAACCAGGGCAUCAACGUGCCCGACUUCCUGCCCGCCAUGCAGAAGGCCCUGUACGUGAGGCUCAGCCAGAAGCACCAACGCGAUGGAGACUCUGCCAGCAGCCAGGGACAGAGGGCCAUGAGCAAAGAUGAAGAUGACAAUGUCAACUGGUAUUCCAGUAGUGAGGAGGAAGAGGGGAGCAGUGUUAAAUCAAUCCUCAAAACCUUAAAGAAACAAAGCGAAAACUUUAGGAAUCGGCAACAACAUUCCACGGAGCAGCACAUGCUUGGGAUGCCUACGGAUCCGAGGCUGGCCAAGGACAAAGGAGUGGGGCCUCAGGCUGCUGACCCGAGACUGCGGGGCUCCCCGAGGCCCAAUCCCAGGAAGCCUUCGGAGUCGGCGUCCCUGGAUCCCCGGCUGGCCCGCGAUCCGCGGAUGCACAAGGUCAGCGAGGGCGGCCAUCCCGGCUCCUCCCUGCCCGGGGCCAAGCUGGAUUUGCACCACGCCGGAGUGAAGGUCAAGCAGAAAGGGCUGGACGAUGAUGAGGAGGACUCGGAGAGGGAGCUGAGGGAACGAGCUUUCCUCAUUCCCAUGGAACCCCUGCCGGGCGUCACGUUACGGGAUCCCCGCUCCCAGCUGCGGCAGUUCAGCCACAUCAAGAUGGACGUGACCCUGAUGAAACCCAACUUUGCCAAGCACAUCGUGUGGGCCCCCGAGGACCUGCUCCCGAUCCCGCUGCCCAAACCCGACCCCGUCUCUUCCAUCAAUUUACCCCUCCCUCCGCUCAUCGCCGACCAGAGACUGAACAAACUGCGGAAUCUGAAGAACGAUCCGCACCCCGGCGCCGUGCCGGCCGAUCCCCGGCUCGCUGCCAAGGCCAAAAACAGCCUGGUGGGCCGGGGCGGCUACCUGGAUCCAUCCACAGAUUCCCAUGCCAGUAGCUCCAGCAAACUGGGGGACCCUCGCUUGCAAAAGAACGUCGACCCCAGGCUCCACAGACUGUCGAGCGCGGACGCUCACCACGGAGUCGGGAAGGAUUCCCACCCUCCUAAGUUUGACCCCCGCCUCGCCAGAGCUGCUGCCAGCUCAUCCCAGCCCUCGGAAGCCGCGACUCCAAAAUCUGACCCCGACGCUCUGCCUCCGUACGCGCCCAAAUUGUCGUCCAGCGGCGUCAGGCUGGGAUCUCCCGGCUCCAUCCUGAGCGGGAUCAGCCUGUACGAUCCCAGGGAUCACAGCUCAUCCUCGGACACGGCUCCGACCGCUUCGGGAGAGAACGGAGAGAACCAGAAAAAAAGUAUUUUGAAAAAUUCCAGUAAAAACGAGGCGAGUCUGGCGGAAGACGCGUCCCAGCAGAAGGCCGCCUCCAACGCGGAAAAAGCCACGGAAGGAUCGGCGGAAGGCGCUUCAGACAAGGCGAACAGCACCAAUAAAUCUCAGGCUAAACACUCCAGCGCCGCUCCUGCCGUCCACAAUCUCCCGAUCCAGGCUCUGUCGGGAUUGAUCCGGCCGCAGUACAGCGACCCCCGGCAGGUGAGGCAGCCCGGACAGGUAACGCAGGCCCCGGAGAGUGAUCCCAACGGGGAGUCGGAUGACAAAUCCUUAAAAGAUGUUUUCAAGACUUUCGAUCCAACCGCUUCCCCGUUUUGUUAGCAGAUGGCUUUGGAGUCUUUUUACCGUCGUGGGUAUUGCAGUUCUCUGCUGUUUUGUACCUGGGUUACCUCUUUUGGCUUUAUUUAUUUUUAAAUUAUAAUUCCCACCACUUUUCAGCUGCUAAUCUCCGAACCACACGCAGUUCUCCAGUACGCUCGAGUGUUUGCAAGGCUGUGGUAUUUUCUAGAGAAUCCUUUUUCUUUCCAAUUUCAGGGAGACUAAUAAUUGACCUGUAGAAAGGAAAACCAAUUCCCCCCCUGGAUCGUGUUAGAGCUGAGAAAAGCACUUUCAUUGUAAAUAAGUCAUGGAAAAUUCCCAGAGCUGUAUAUGUGUGAGCUGCCUCUUUCCCAAGCACCACUUAGAUCCGAUUGCCACAUUUGUAUAGAUCCAAGCAAUAUUAUGUACAUGAAUUCCCGGGAGAGAUGCCGUUCCAGGACUGCCAAACCCCCGAACUGAUGGAAAACCCCACGGAAAUGAAUCCAGAGGAAAGCGUCGCUCCUCCUUUUCCAAUGAGUCGAUGUAAGACACGGACAGUUUUUAUUCCUGCAGUCGAUAUUAGUGUAAAAGAGACUAUAUCACAUAUUGAGGAUGAAAAAUGUCAUAUCUUUUGAAAGUAUUUUAUUCUAUGCUGUACAUAGAAGAAAUUGUGAAGUACAUAACUAGCAAAAGUAACUGUUCAAAGUGGAGAAAACUACAUUGUCUAAUACGAAAAGGAAAAACAAAAAAACAACAAAAAAAAUGUUUUUAUUUAAUUUUUUUCCACGCCUACACGAUUGGGAUUUAGUGCUCCGAGUUCCAUUGUGGUGUUCAUGUAUUUCAACGUAUUUUUGUAUUCAGCUGCUUAAUUUGUAUUGCUUUUUUUGUAUGGCUGUAACUGCAGUACUUGUAUUCAUGGUGUCUCGACGACAUUUUUAACAAAACAAUUAAAAAGGGUACAGUUAA
This is a messenger RNA of Parus major (Great Tit), 5773 nucleotides long. RefSeq names its product zinc finger CCCH-type containing 6 (gene ZC3H6). Gene Ontology annotation, molecular function: RNA binding; metal ion binding. Lineage: Eukaryota; Metazoa; Chordata; Aves; Passeriformes; Paridae. Gene Ontology annotation, biological process: negative regulation of DNA-templated transcription. The record is from RefSeq and is a predicted model, not a curated record. The coding region runs from base 1547 to 4831 and encodes 1094 amino acids. Gene Ontology annotation, cellular component: nucleus. The transcript has 12 exons.